AUGGGCGGCGACGCGACGUACCGCGUCGUGACGGACCCGAGCGAGGGCCCGAAGGCGUUCACGAUUCAAACGCGCGUCACGUCCAGAGGCGAGCUCGCGGUCAUCAUGAUGGGCGUCGACUGCGCGGAGCGAAUCAUGCUCCACGAGUCCGUCGGCUUCGAUCUCCCCGAGGACGCCUUCGUUUUCAAGCUCGGACCGGGGACCGCGGGGGUGCUCGACCAGCUCCUCGCGCAGGGCGCUCUGAAGAUCUCGCGGGUGAUAGACCUCGGCCAUGGCGGCAGGCCCGCGCCGCUGUGCGCGCUCACCCCGGGCGGGGCGCCGCAGCCCGCGUUCGAGGGCGCGGCGGGGGCGAACGCCGCACACGCGGCGGCGGCGACGGCGGCGACAUCCGCGGCGUCGUCGGACGCGUUCUUCGACGCGCUUCGCAUGGAGGAGAAGCAGGUGAGCUCGAUGGCGGGUGGGGAUCCGCGGUUUGGAGGGAGCGGCGGGAUGCCCGCGCAGCAGCAGCAGCAGCAGCAAGGGUUCCGCGGCGCGCCCCCAGGGAUGCGGCUGGGACCGCCGCCGCCGCAAACGCAGUCGCAGUCGCGAACGGCGCCGCCGCCGCAAACGCAGUCGCAGUCGCGAACGGCGCCGCCGCCGGCCGCGGGCGGCGCCGCGGGGUUGAUGGCGAUGCUCGGCGUCGGCGGCGCUUGCGGCGCCGGCGGCGGCUCCCCCGCGAACCCGUCCCCUCCCGUCGCGCGGCACCUCAUGCCGCGGACGACGAGGGGGAGCGCCGGCGGCGGAAGCAGGAUCAGAGGCGGCGGCGAGGGCUCCGCGGAUGACGGAUUUUUCGACGCGUCCGACGGCAGCCGCCGUUCCCCGGCGUCGAUGACGCAUUCGCUGCACUCGUCCACGGGGAGCCUGAACGAGCAGCGCGCGCCGUCGCCGAUGGGCGGCGGCGCAUCAGGGAUCUUCGCGGGGGGCAGGGAUCCCCUCGCGGCUUUCUUCGGCGGCGCCGGCGCGGGGUCGUCGCCCGGCCCGCCCCCGGGGAUGGGUCCCCCCAUGCCCGGCGCCGGUCUCAUGGGAGCUCUGAGCGGCGGUAAUGGCGGCGUCAUGCCGGCGCGUUCGCCUCUCGGGUCCGCUCCACCGGGGACGGCGCCCAGCGGGGACGACCUUCUCGCCAUGCUCGGCGGCGGCGGCGGCGGCGGCGGCGGCGCGCCGCCGAUGCCCCCCAUGCCCGGCGGACCGGGCGCGAUGCUCAGCGCCGCGGACUUGGAAGCGCGCGCGAUGGCGAGGACGUCCGAUAGGACGUCCGAUAAGCGCAAAGGCAAGGCGUCGAAGCCCACCUCUGGGGGCACCAGCGGCGACGACCUCAUGACGAUGUUAUCGAACGGCGCGACCAGUCGGCUCGUGUCCGGGCCUCCCGUGCCGCCGAUGCCGACGUCCGCGAACUACGUCGCGACGGAUCGCGACGACGGCGUCGACGAUACGCUCGGCGGCGACGGCGCGUUAGGUCUCGGGUUCUUGGGGAUCACCGGGAUCGACGACUUCGACCUGCCCCCGGCGGCGGGGGAGACGGGCGGCGAGAAAAAGGAGAAGAAAGAGAAGGAGAGCAAGAAGCAAAAGGAAAAAGACAAGAAGAAGAAAGACGAUAAGAAGAAAGACGAGAAACCGCCGGCCGCGGACGAGGGCGAAUGGCCGUGGAGCGCCGGGUUCGAACACCGCGAGAAGGAGCGCGAUGCCGCGGCGGCGACGGCGGACGCGGAGACCGCCGCGGCGUUGCGAGAGGCGGUGAAGACCGGCGCCGAUCGGCUCGAGCCUCUGGUGGGUAAAAAAUCCGCGUACAAAACCACGAGCGGUCUCGACGCGCCGCUCCCCGAGGACAAUGUCGGACGGCGGCUGCUAAAGAAGCAAGGGUGGACGCCGCUCGUGGACCCGGCGACGGGCGUCGUCGUCGACGAGGCGCCGGUGCCGAUUCCGACGCUGGCGGGGGUUCCCGCGCGCGCGGGGUUGGGCUCCACGGCCAGGGCUUCGACGAAACCCGCGGCGGAGGACGUCGACGCGGACGACGCGAACAACAAGCAGGCGAAGGUGAUGGCGAUGGUCGGCGAGGCGAAGGGCGCGGCGUCGAGGCCGUCGAGCAUCGGGCGGGGGAAAUCCGACGCGAGCGCGGACUCCGGCGGCGGGAGCGGGAGCGGCGCGUCGGGGUUGGGGUUAUCGUACCUCGGCAUCACCGGCGGCAGCGACGACGAGGACGAGUGGGCGGAGGAGGAGGACGAGAAGACUCCGAAGGCUGCCGCCGCCGUGGAGGUCAAAGUCGACGCGAAGGACGAGACGACGCGCGCGGACCCGGAGAGCUGGGAAGACGUCGCGUCCCCGACGCCGACGAAACCGGCGAAGACGACGUACACCGUGGACGAACUGAAGUCGUUCAACGUCGGGUGCGACGCGAAACCGGCGGGCGCGGAUUUAGACGUCUUCGACGGCGCGGACAAGGUCGCCGCGGCAGCGGCGGAGAAGGCGAGAGCCCUCGAGGCGAAGCUCGAAAAGGAGAAGAAGGAGAAGGAGCGCGCGGAGAAGAAGGAGAAGGAAAAGGCGGACAAGGCGGAGAAAGCGGCCAAGGCGAGAGCGGAGAAGGAGGCGAAAGCGAACGCGGAGAAGGAGGCGAAGGACGCCGCGAAGGCUGCGGUCGCCAAGUCGCGCUCGACGGACUCGCUCGACGGCCCCGCCAUCGGCGGCGCGCUCGGGCUCGGGUUCUUGGGCAUCGCCGCCGCGGAAACCGCCGCCGACGACGACGACGACGAGGAGACGACGGCGGCGGCGGCGAAGACGCCGGAGCCCGAGCCGUUCGCCGCGGAGAGGUCCCCGACGCCGCCGCCCGCGACGCCGACCGGGAUGACCGUCCGCGAGCUCGCGGCGGCGCUCAUGGCGGAGCUGCGCGGGUUAGAAGACAGGGUGGAGGUGCUCGGCGAGGAGGAGGGGCCGCUGGUGGCGCUGAGACUCGGCGCGGCGUUGGAGGCGAUCCGGGACGCGCCGUUCAAGUCCAUCUGA
Messenger RNA from Micromonas pusilla CCMP1545, 3030 nucleotides. RefSeq lists its product as uncharacterized. Gene Ontology annotation, molecular function: actin filament binding. Gene Ontology annotation, cellular component: actin filament; cortical actin cytoskeleton. NCBI's taxonomy places the organism in Eukaryota, Viridiplantae, Chlorophyta, Mamiellophyceae, Mamiellales, Mamiellaceae. The transcript has a single exon. Gene Ontology annotation, biological process: regulation of actin filament polymerization. The record is from RefSeq and is a predicted model, not a curated record. Bases 1 to 3030 code for a protein of 1009 amino acids.